CCAAGGCUUCGUUUGAGUCGCAGGCCUCAGCGCUGCGGAAGCCAACUUGGCAGCCUGGACGAAAGACGGUGAAGGAGUUGGAGGCCGAGUAUAAUGAUGAGGACGACGAUGUGCCGGAUGAGGCCAUCUUGGAAAAUGUGCCUGUGUCUCCUCAGCCGGGUCACUAUGCCACACUGAAAUCGCCCUCAACAACCGCAGCUGGCCAACGGUCGACGACGCCUAGUCCGCAUCGGAGACCAUACGGCCACUUGCAUUCUGCGAACAUUCCAAAGGGUGCGAAACGACCUUCUGCUCCUCCGCCACCGAAUCAGUACAUCUCGCCGCGAUCACCGAAAAAUGGCAGGCCGCCCAUGAUGCCACAUUCCGCGACCGUCUCCUCACUCCCGUCCCAUUCGAUACACCGAAAAGAACGUAGCAAGUCGUGGACUGAAGAUCUGAACGCGGAGGCGCGAGAACUGUCACAGAAAUUGGAAGAAUAUGCGGAAGGAUUAUCGACGGGCAGACGUAGUCUUCCAAACUCCAGAAUGAACAGCGCUGCGAUCAGUCCGCCACGCGUCGGCGACGUCAAAACCUUGCAAAGAUCGAAGACGAGCAUUACAGAGAUACCCGCACCGAUACCUAGUACACUGCCGCCGCUGCAGAAGGGCAACAUCAUGAUCGAUCCGCUGCCGAUCAGCAAAGAGAAAGAGGCAGUGUUGUCGCGGACAAGACCUUCUUGGCUACCUCCCAAAAGCCAAAAAGAGGAGCGCAAACAUCUGAAGGAGUUCCAGCAGAUGAUGGCACGCGCAGCGGAGGCCGAGAAGAAGCGUGCCUUGAAAGAGCAAGAAAAUCGCGAAAAUAAGGAGGAGAUGCAGGGCAGCAUAGCGCGGAUCUGGGACCAGCACGUCCUGCCAAACUGGGAUGCGGUUGUGAAAGAGCCGCGAACGAGAGAACUCUGGUGGCGAGGCGUUACUCCUCGAUCACGAGGCGAAGUCUGGCAAAAAGCCAUUGGCAACGAGCUCGAGUUGACACCAGCAUCAUUCGAAGCCGCCUUGAGUCGCGCUCACGCUCUUGAGGACAAGAUCAGAGAAAUGCCUCCCGAGGAGCGCGCAGCAUCAAAGGAAGCAGCCUGGAUGGAUGCCAUUAGCCGCGAUGUGCCGAACACACUCCCUGAAACGAAAAUGUACUCCAAUCCAUCCGCUCCUCUCCACCAGAGCCUCACAAACGUCCUCAAAGCCUACGCCAUGUACCGCAGCGACGUCGGCUACGUCUACGGAACCCACCUCAUCGCAGGCACCAUCUGCCUUAUCCUCCCUCCGCCACAAGCCUUCGUCCUCCUCGCCAACAUGCUCAACCGACCCCUCCCCCUCGCCUUCCUCGUCCACGACCAACCCGCCAUGCAAAGAACCUACGACUUGACCCUCCAAACCCUGAAAUACAAAUUCACAAAACUCCACGAUCACCUCACUUCGCCACAACUCGGCAUGACACCCGAAGAAUAUCUCGACCCCAUCUUCCGCUGCUUGUUCGCGUAUAAUCUACCGCACGAGCACGUGAGUCGAAUAUGGGAUAUUUUCGUUUUCGAAGGCGACAAGACGCUGAUCCGAGCCGCGGUCGCGGUUUUGGGACGAUUGGAGAGUAAACUCUACACAAAUCGUGAGGAGGUUUCGCAAUUGAUCGGCUGGAGGAAUGAGAAUCUCUGGGAUGUGGGAAGUGAGGAUGAAUUCGUGAGUUGUGUGAGGGAGGCGGGGAAGGUUGAGGGGAAUGGGAAUGGAAUCGGGAAUUAGGAGGGUGAUGAUGAUCCGUUCUUCGUAACUCCCGAGGAGAGGAGGAUUGAGAGUGGCAGUGGCAGAAAUUGGUUGAGGUCAAGAGUGAGUUUGAGGGGGAGCGUGUUACGACACUGAGGAGCCUCGUUUUUUGCAUACAAGCGGUUGGGUUCUUUGGGACAGGAAGAGCGCUUUUUGGAGUUUUUUUUCUCCGCGGGGGGGGGGGGGGGGGCAUAGAACACUUGCACAGAUGCUGCUACUGCUACUGCAAUUGCAGCUUACUGUUUAUUAGUACUCACGAGACACAAGAGGAACCUGGGAAGAAGAAGUG
Molecule: messenger RNA, 2076 nt
Organism: Pseudocercospora fijiensis CIRAD86
Lineage: Eukaryota; Fungi; Ascomycota; Dothideomycetes; Mycosphaerellales; Mycosphaerellaceae
Exons: 1
Coding region: 351-1766 (471 amino acids)
Source: RefSeq, a predicted model, not a curated record